GAGGAAGCACGCCCGUUAGGGUCCUCUUGUAGAAAUGGUUGGACCGAUAUUCAAUGCUGUAUACGAUCCGUUACCGCUUCACAUCGAGCACUUUCUAGAUCAGCACCAGCGUGUCCUAUUUGUGGCAUUCGGGCAACAUACAUUGGCUAAAGAGCACGAGACAAAACAACUUCUUGCAAUGCUAUUACAUAUGCAAGAGACCCAUUUAAUUGAUGGAUUCAUUCGGGGCUCAGGAACAUCACAUCUGCCAAAUCAUCCUUCGGCUAUUACGUUUUUGACACACGGUGGCGGGAUGUCCUUAUUCGAGGCACUUUAUGCGGGCAAGCGCACGAUUAUCCGACCGUUUGUUCACGACCAACCUGCAAACGCCUUUCACUUUGAGCAUACGCAGCUUGGCGGGUACCUGAAUAUGGACGAUCACAACGGCAUAGAUAACGUCAUUCAGAAAAACGUGGAUCAAUACCAAGCUAUAUUUCAAAUCCAUGCCCAGCGUGGCGUUGACCGAGGAGCCGAUUUGGUCGAAGAAGUCCUUUUUAUUAGUGUAGAAAGUGUCUGA
Molecule: messenger RNA, 556 nt
Organism: Zychaea mexicana
Lineage: Eukaryota; Fungi; Mucoromycota; Mucoromycetes; Mucorales; Lichtheimiaceae
Exons: 3
Coding region: 35-556 (173 amino acids)
Molecular function (GO): UDP-glycosyltransferase activity
Source: RefSeq, a predicted model, not a curated record